Messenger RNA from Didymella exigua CBS 183.55, 1097 nucleotides. RefSeq lists its product as uncharacterized. Lineage: Eukaryota; Fungi; Ascomycota; Dothideomycetes; Pleosporales; Didymellaceae. The record is from RefSeq and is a predicted model, not a curated record. The coding region runs from base 389 to 994 and encodes 201 amino acids. The transcript has a single exon.
CACUGGGCAGGACCGUCUUCGUCCUGUCCAGCCCAAAGCCAGUCGACUUCAGCGUUGAUCGCCCCCGGCGUACAAUGCAAGCCAGUAGUCCGCCACAAUCCACACCCACGGAGCAAAUUGUGCCACGGCUUCCACUGGGUUCCUUACCCACUCGGCCUCCUCUUAUUCGACUCUUGGUCCAAGCUUCAUCACGGACCAGAGCACGCUCAGUCUUACUCAUUUCCAUGUCCAGCGUGUUUGACCCCGCGAAAGCUUACUGCUCACACACGCAAGCUGUUCCUUGUUGCUGAGCGCUUGUCACGAGAUGAUGGCAUUGCGUCGGUUCACGACAAGAGGCUGAAUGAGGAGCUGGACUGGGCGGUGAGGUACGAGCUGGUACGAGCUGGGUAUGUUGGAUCCCUUCAUCGAGGAUCCGCAGCAGCUGCCGGGCGGAAAGCAUAGCCGGAUAAACGGCUUCCACCCCUACGCGAACGAGCACGAGAUGACGCUUGCGUUCAAAUACAUCUUCACGACUGAAGACAUCGCCGAGACGACCUCGUCGCUCUGGAUCGGAACGCAGCUUGACUUCCAGGCAAUGCUCGCGGGUGAUGAGCAGCAAACACCACCGAAAAAACCACGCUUGCAGGAAGACGGCCUGAAGAUACUGGACAGCAGGAGCAGGCCCGUUCGCUCCAAGACACCAGAAGCGACAAUCCAUCUUACGGACUUGCCACCACCACCAUCCAAGAGCAAGGCAACAGGAGGGCUACCAACACCGCCCGACCGAUACGAGUCAGUGGCAGUGGCAGCACCGCCCAGCCAGCCACCGUUCGUCGAUUACAAAAGACGCAGUGUGAGCUACACGACGCUACAGGACGUCUACGGCUUGCUUGAUAGGAUCGAGCGAACAUCGUACGUCGGCGCGCUGUUCCUGGAGGCAUACGCAGAACGGCUGAGGGAUGAUUAUUGCAAAGCUUGUUGGUUGAAGAGGAACGUCAACCUCGAUUGGCAUUGAGCCUGCGAUAAAUCAGUGGUCAGCAUUCCACGCGAUUGCACUAUGAAGUCGGCCCUACUCUUCAACAACAGAUGCAGCACAUUCCUCAGCCGACUCCUCUCCG